UCAACAAAAAACGCGGAAGUAUUAUGAAUGGCAACAUCGAGAUGUGUUGUUAUUGUUUGUGGUCUAAUUGCUUGGUAAAUACUGCUUCUAUUCUUACGGUCUACUAUGCAAUGUAGUACUCCUCCGCUGCAAUUGAAUGUGUAGCUGUAAUGUUUUGUAAAAAGUAUGCGGUGACGCGUUAUGGUGGUUGCUAGCUAACUCACCGAGGGAACUUAUUUCAAUUACCCAAAGUGUCCCAUCAUCAAGAACAAAAAAUGAAAGUCCGUUCGUCUACAUUUGCCUCAUUAAUUUUGAUUUUGGAAGUUUUGGGGGUUGCACUUUUCCUCAGGGGAUUUUUCCCUGUGCCUGUCAAGUCUUCUCUGUCGUCUAAGAGCAGGCAAAACCUGCCUGCGGAGCCCCUGUCAGUGGGCUCGCCUAAUUCGUCUCACAUCCCUCAGCCCUUAUUCAAAAGGGUUGUCAUCAUGUUAGUCGAUGCACUGCGGGAGGACUUUGUGUUUGGAGCCAAUGGUCGCACGUACAUGCCCUACACAAGACACCUGGUGGAAAAAGGCUCGACACUUAGCUAUGUGGCUAAAGCUAGAAUUCCAACUGUCACCAUGCCCAGGAUUAAAGCUCUUACCACUGGCAGUAUUCCAGGUUUUAUUGAUGUGGUGAUGAAUCUAAAUUCUCCAUCCUUACUGGAAGACAAUCUUAUUUGGCAAGCCAAAACAGCGGGGAAAAAAAUGAUCUUUUAUGGAGAUGAGACAUGGGUGCGCCUCUUCCCCAAACACUUCAUGGAGUACGAUGGCACAACGUCCUUUGUGUCUGACUACAUUGAGGUUGACAACAAUGUGACCCGCCACUUGGAUAGCACGCUCAAGAGAGACGACUGGGACAUUCUGAUCCUCCACUACCUUGGACUUGACCACAUUGGUCAUAUCAGUGGACCCCACAGUUCAAUGAUUCCGCCCAAACUUUUGGAGAUGGACGAUGUUCUUAAGAAAAUCCACGCUGCCCUCAUUUCAAAGGAGGUAGAGGGAUCAUUGCCCUAUCUGCUUGUUCUGUGUGCGGACCACGGGAUGUCAGAAACCGGUAGCCACGGAGGCUCCUCAGAACCAGAAGUCAAUACACCCCUGGUGCUCAUAAGCCCCGCUUUCAAGAGGAAAGUGGGAAUGGAGAAGCCUGAUGAAAUUGAGCAGGUGGAUCUGACUCCAACCUUGGCCCUGGCCCUGGGCCUGCCCAUAUCUCAAAACAGCGUGGGCCGUGUCAUUCCGAGUGUUUUGGAGGAAAGCUCACUUCGAGACCAGCUGCGCUUUCUGCAUCUCAAUGGCCACCAGCUGAGCUGCCUGCUCAAAGACAGCAUUCCAGACUAUGAGAAAGAAGCAGGAUUUGAACAGUACCGCGUGGCAGAGAAGGCGCACGGGAGCUGGGUGAAGCGCUACCUGGAGGGAAACGUGUCCGAGGUCUUGACCAACAUGGGCAAGAAAGUCCUGAAGCAGUACUUGGAAGCGCUGUCCGCUAUGAGCUCAGCCCUCAGCAAACAGCUGGGCAAGUACGACCUGUACUCCAUGAUUGCUGGAAUGGUCUUUGUAUUUCAGCUGCUGUUGCUCUUACUGCUGGCAAUGCCUGAAGCCCUGAGCAACUCAGCAGCUGUGGACCUUCCAGUCAUGUCGGCCCUUCUGUCUUUACCUUUCUACCUCUUGUGCCUGCUGCUUGCGUCAGUGCAUGUUCUGGUGUGUACAUCUGCCGAGAGCUCCUGCUACUUCUGCAGCCUCUCCUGGGCUCUCGUGUUUGCCGCUAUCGCCUUCACUUCAGCCAUGUCUUGUUUGCUGCUCGCUAUGAUGACGAGACGAUCCCCCCUGGGACUUAAGUUACACGGAAAGUCCCCGUUGAAGAUCAGUAGCACUGAGUGGUCCCUGUCAGAGUUGGACGUUUUGCUGCUGGCGGGCACAGCCGGCCACACUCUUAGUCUGGCGGCCAGCAGCUUCAUAGAGGAGGAGCAUCAGACCUGGUACUUCCUGCUCAGCACCCUCUGCCUUGUAGUCUUCCAGGACGUGUGUCGCAAGUACUUCAGAGAGAAGAGCGGCCUGGGAGGUGAAGAAGAAGUCCUUCCUUACAAAGACAACCCAAAGGAAGAGCUCUACUCUGAGAAGUGGCUAGCUUUAGCCACGCCCCCUUUUGUUUUGCUCUGCUGUCGACUGCUGCGCUCCCUCAACCAGACAGGUGUGCAGUGGGCUCAUCUUCCUGAUCUAGGCCAUUGGCUGAACAGCUCCGAACACAAACUGGUCCUGUCCCUGUUGUCUGCUCUCUGUUUGGUUUUCAUCUACUUCCUGAUUCAAAGACGAUGCUCGUUGGUGUCUAAGGUUGCCCUUGCACUUGGACUUUUGGGGGUCUACAGUUACCGGUCAGCUGUCGGCAAUGUCUUGUUUCCUUGGCAACACUCCGGUCGGAACAUGUCCAAGGGCAUCGUGGAAGCACGCUUCGUAUACGUGUUUGUUUUGGGGAUCCUCUUCACUGGUACUAAGGACCUGCUGCGGUCCCAGAUCAUCACAGCUGAUGCCAAACUAAAGAACAGAGGGCUAUGGGAGAUUUACAGUGGCCUGGUCUUGUUGAUUUCACUGUUGUUCCGUCCCCACAACCUGCCGGUGUUGUGCUCCUGUCUGCUCGUCCAAACACUUAUGGCCCAGUUCAUCUGGAAGAAGCUCCACUAUGAUGCAGCCCAGACCACCAUCAUGCACUACUGGUUUGGUCAGGUCUUCUUUUACUUCCAAGGUAAUUCCAACAGCAUUUCAACUGUGGACAUCUCAGUCUGGUUUGUCGGUUUAGACAACUACAUAGAAGCUCCUGCCAUCUUCUUAACAGCCCUCAGUACAUAUGCUGGGCCACUGCUUUGGGCUUGCCACCUUGUCUGUUACCUCAGUUCAGAGAGAAACAGGAGUCCUGCCGCAAUGGGCCACGGUUGCUACUGCCUGGCUCUGCUCAGGUCGGUGCCCGCGGCAGCCUACAUUGUUCUGGUGACUGCCCUGCGCUACCAUCUCUUCAUCUGGAGCGUCUUCUCUCCUAAAUUACUGUACGAGGCCAUGCACCUGCUUCUCACAGCCGGCGUCUGUCUCAUCUUCAACACGGUGGAACAAAGCCACACCUCUGCCGCAGCUUAAGACAGCUUCUUGCCAAGUAAGAGAGUUUGCCCUGACUUUUGAAGGGAAGAGAAUUGAAAGUCCAUUUAAGUGAAAAUGGUUUUUGAGGAUUGUAAGAUCUCAGGGACCCCCAAAAAGAGGGCUGCUUAACUAUACAGGGCAGCAUUUGAUGGUUUGCUCCGUCAGACCCAAAGGAAACGCAAUAGAGUGAUCCCUAAAUUCAGCUUUACUGUGAAAAUGAUUCGAUUGCUUUUCUAGUUUGCAUCGUAUUAAAAACAUGGGAUGUUUAUAUCGUGUCAUGUUCAGAGUGAGUGAGCGAGCUAGACAGAUAAAUACAGGACAGCAAAAGAAAACAAUACUGAUGACAAAGUUCUACAAUACAGUCGUUUCAAACGCAUGAAAAUCAAAAUAUGACCUUGAAUCACAAUCGUAAUAUUAAGGAUCAAAAUCAUUCCCCCAAAAUGACCAGGGAGCUUCCAUUAUCAAACCUGUCAGUUUGAUUGAUUAUUUUCGUUUGGGUUCGUAAGAGCACCAGGGGUCAAAAACAUUUUGUUAAAAUUUGGAAAGAUGGGACCAGGCUACCUGAUUCUACUCACUGACAAAAUGGGGUGAACGAAUUGGUUGGCUAAAGCGACCAAAGUGCUACUUGACACCUCUGGGGACAAAGAUGCACCCACCGCAUGUGCUGCCUCCAAACUUGUCACUCAGCUAGAUGAAUUUGGCUGCCUUGUGAGACUUUCUAACCUGAGGCCAAGAUUACCGACAUAUCCCAAGUCACCACUUGCGCUAGGAAAAGAAAUCCUACACAUGGAGCCAGGGCUGCUUGUAAAUUCAAUUUUUCUUCUUCCCCCUCUGAAAAUUGAAUUUUGCUGAUCUGGAAAAGUGAGAGGGAAUGAUUUAAAAAUAUACAUAUAUAUUAUUGUCAUAUUGGUUAUAGUUUUUGUUGUGAUAUUUUUACACUGAGUAAUAAUUAUAUUUGUACGACCGUACAGCUUUUGUUUUGGUCUUGUGGCUUGUUAAUGUAUUUUGCAGUAACUAUGCAAUCUUCUGUGUUUGUGUCUGUUAGCUCCAUUGAUCCUAUUUUAAUUUGAAUUAUUUAUAUAGCUUGUCAUUUCUGUAAAGUUCCGAAUCAAAUGCGUAAUGAAAAGUGGCAGGUGAUUAUGGAUUUUUUUUGUUUUUUAAGCAUUGUUGCAUUAUGUACGUUCUUGAUCUUAGAAUAAAUUAAUACCUUCCACGUA
Syngnathus typhle (broad-nosed pipefish) is the source of this 4354-nucleotide messenger RNA. It is a transcript of the gene pigg, whose product is annotated as phosphatidylinositol glycan anchor biosynthesis class G (EMM blood group). Gene Ontology annotation, cellular component: endoplasmic reticulum membrane. The record is from RefSeq and is a predicted model, not a curated record. Gene Ontology annotation, biological process: GPI anchor biosynthetic process. The transcript has 13 exons. The coding region runs from base 255 to 3137 and encodes 960 amino acids. NCBI's taxonomy places the organism in Eukaryota, Metazoa, Chordata, Actinopteri, Syngnathiformes, Syngnathidae.